AUGGGUGGUACUAAUGCAAAUUAUUUGCAUUUGGCAUUAAUUGUGUGGUGCAGUCUUUGUUAUGGUAGCAGUUUUGCUGAUCCUAGUCAUUGGAGGUCUGCUGAUGAUAACGAUGAUGAUGAUUGUUUAAAUACAAGUUGGAGGGGAUGUGGUAGUUUCUCUGGGAAUGGUGGUAGCAAUUCUAAGAAUGAUAAUGCCAAUGCUGUCGAAGGUGGUGGUGGUGGUGGUGGUGGUGGAGAAGGAGGAGGAGAAGGUGGUGGCAUUGGUGCAGGUAAUGGUCAUGGUAGUGGUUUUGGUGUUGGGGUAGGGUUUGGAAAUGUUGGGGGUGGAGGUGGUGGUGGUGGUGGUAGUGGAGGAGGAGGUGGUGGUUUUGGUAGUGGAAGGGUAGGACAAGGUAGUGGUUUUGGUGCUGGUUUUGGAAUGGGUGGCGGCAAUGGAGGUCAGCGAAAUGGUUUUGGAGCGGGUGGAGGAAUGGGAGGAGGAGGAGGAGGUGGUGGUGGUGAAGGUGGGGGAGUAGGUAAUGGAAGAGGAGGAGGACAAGGACAUGGUAGUGGUUUUGGUGCAGGUGCAGGAACAGUUGGUAUGGGAGGGGGAGGAGGAGGUGGUGGAGGUGAGGGUGAAGGAAGCGGCAAUGGAGGUAAAGGUUAUGGUAGUGGUAGUGGUAGUGGUAGUGGUUUUGGUGCAGGAGGAGGAAGUAGUGGAGGAGGUGGAGGAGGAGGAGGAGGUGGGGGUGGGGGUGGAGGUGGAGAAGGUGAUAAUGGAGGAGAAGGUUAUGGUCAUGGAAGCGGUUUUGGUGGAGGUACAAGUGGUGGAAUGGGAGGCGGAGGCGGAGGCGGGGGUGGUGGAGGAGGGUAUGGGCAUGGUAUGGGUACAAGUGGAGGUAGUACCAAUAAUGGCAUGGGUAUUGGAUUUGGCAUGGGCAUGGGUUUUGGUUUUGGAAUAGGAAGCAAUGGUCUUGGUGUUGCCAACGACCCCUAA
Cicer arietinum (chickpea) is the source of this 978-nucleotide messenger RNA. Lineage: Eukaryota; Viridiplantae; Streptophyta; Magnoliopsida; Fabales; Fabaceae. The record is from RefSeq and is a predicted model, not a curated record.